CUGGCGAGAGCAGGCUGAUGGAACGGGAAAAUGUACAGAAGAGGACCUUUACCAGAUGGAUAAACCUGCAUUUGGGAAAGUGCAAGCCACCGCUGAAAGUGAAAGACUUGUUUAUUGAUAUACAAGAUGGCAAAAUCUUGAUGGCACUACUGGAAGUCCUGUCAGGACAAAAGCUGAUGCACGAGUACAAAUCUUCAACCCAUCGCAUUUUUCGUUUGAACAACAUAGCCAAAGCACUUAAGUUCUUGGAGGACAGUAAUGUAAAGCUUGUUAGCAUCGAUGCAGCAGAAAUAGCAGAUGGAAAUUCGUCUCUGGUACUUGGACUAAUAUGGAAUAUAAUCUUGUUUUUUCAGAUUAAGGAGCUGACGGGUAACCUCAACAGGAACUCCUCCUCCUCCAGCCUGUCCUCCGGGCCCAGCGGUCCCGAGUCGGACACGUCCCACCCCAGCACUCCCUGCGUGGAGAGAAGCAUGUCCAUCACAGUGAAGGACCAGCGGAAAGCCAUCAGAGCCCUUUUAAUCUGGGUUCAGAGGAAAACCAGAAAGUACGGUGUCGCAGUUCAGGACUUUGCCAGCAGUUGGAGGAGCGGCCUUGCUUUCUUAGCUGUCAUAAAAGCAAUAGACUCUACUUUGGUAGACAUGAAGCAAGCACUGGAGAAACCGGCUCGAGAAAACCUGGAGGAUGCUUUCAGCAUAGCACAAAACAAGCUGGGUGUUCCUCGGCUCCUAGAACCAGAAGAUAUCAUGGUGGAAUCACCCGAUGAACAGUCAAUUGUGACGUAUGUGGCGCAAUUUCUGGAACACUUCCCGGAGCUGGAAGGGGAAGACUUUACAGAUCCUGACAAGGAGCUUCCAAUUGAGUCCACUUAUGUCCACAUCAAAGAUACACCUUCAGAAGAAGAAAGCAAAAUCUUGAUUUUAAGUGAAAGUGAAGAAAACAUGUAUACUGUUAAUCACGAAAGGAGUCAUCCUGCUCCUCCAAAGGUUCAUAUUCAUGACACACUUGAGAGCGUCCCAUCAGAAACUGCUCCUGAAAAAUGUAAUGGGAAAUUGAGUCACGAGUUCGGUGAUGCACAGGAAAUGUCUGAAGAGGAGCCUCAGAGGCCUACCUCACUGAAAAUUAAAGGAUCUGUCAGUUUUGAAUCCAAUUCCUCUUGGGAGGUUCUAAAUGACAAAUUCAUGCCAGGUGAAGGGGGCAUACCUUAUGAUCCACUGAAACAGAAUGAUGAGCUUUCUCCAGCUGUUCUGACAGAUCAGAAAAAUUCUGUUGACUCUUUUGAAGACUACUCUGAAGAGUUAACUAAGGAAACCUCUACGGAAUAUGAUAACGAAACUAAGAGCCUUUCAGCCAAUACUUCUUCUUUGAGUCCACUAUCCUGGACUUCAGGUAUACUUACAGAUGAAUCUAUAAAUAAAGCAGAAGAGACAAAGCCCCAGACUUCAAUUCUUUUACCAGAAGAUACCUCAAAACAAGAAGAUACACAUAAGUAUGUUCUUCAUCUUCUAAAUGAGGAAAUACUGAAGCUUCCACAGAAUGAACAUACAAAGCAAUCACCUGACUUUGAGACAACAGAAACUAACCAUUGUUCACUGAAUGGUUCUAAUCUCAAAAGCCAAGAACAAUCUACACAGCAUGAAACAUCUGACGAUUCUCUCUCAGAUGUGCCUAAAACUCCAGAGGACCUGGACAGCUCUGAUGAAGCUGAGCCUUCAGAUGAAAUGCUACCCAGUUCGUCAAAAGUAUCUGUAAUACCCCAUGAUCUCUUUUAUUAUCCACAUUAUAAUGUUCCCAUAUCAGCAGUUUUGGAUGCUUACCUUGAGCCUUGUAUUAAAGGUUAUAAUACUGGAAAUGGCACAGCUUCUUCUGAAACAGUAACGGAUGUUUUACAUGAGAAGGGCAUACCAGAACAGAACUACAAGGAUGAUGCUCCAGAGCCAGACUUAGGGAAUAAUCUAGAUGGUAUCCCUCCAUCAGAAAUGGAUACUGAGAAUGUCAAGGAGGAAGCUACAGACAUUAACAGUCACAUGAAUUCUUCCAAUGAAAAUGAAGUGCCAUUAAUAGUAGUAGAAGAGUUAGAAAUUGAAAAUGAUGGCAAAAAGGCCACCAACCAUCAAGACUCCACUAUUCCAGAACAUCCUGAGGCCAUAGUAGAACAUCUAGAGGAUUUAUCAAUAGCCAUAGAGAGACCAGAAAAAAAUAGCACUAGGGAGGAAGAGGAGAAAAAUAUGGUCGAAGCAGAAGAUUUGCAGAUCUCAGAAGUUGCCACUACUGCUCUGUCGCAAGAUAAACUGGAAGAAAUUGCUGAUUGUCAGGAAUCAUCCAGAACCAGUGAUAUUGACUCCAACAUUCAUCUCCGGAGAAGAUUUCCUAAUACUUCUGAGGAGGAAACCUGUGGUGAAAACAAGAAGAUGACAGACGUGAAUGAAAGUCCAUUAAAUGUCAGUUAUGUCCACAUCAAAGAUACACCUUCAGAAGAAGAAAGCAAAAUCUUGAUUUUAAGUGAAAGUGAAGAAAACAUGUAUACUGUUAAUCACGAAAGGAGUCAUCCUGCUCCUCCAAAGGUUCAUAUUCAUGACACACUUGAGAGCGUCCCAUCAGAAACUGCUCCUGAAAAAUGUAAUGGGAAAUUGAGUCACGAGUUCGGUGAUGCACAGGAAAUGUCUGAAGAGGAGCCUCAGAGGCCUACCUCACUGAAAAUUAAAGGAUCUGUCAGUUUUGAAUCCAAUUCCUCUUGGGAGGUUCUAAAUGACAAAUUCAUGCCAGGUGAAGGGGGCAUACCUUAUGAUCCACUGAAACAGAAUGAUGAGCUUUCUCCAGCUGUUCUGACAGAUCAGAAAAAUUCUGUUGACUCUUUUGAAGACUACUCUGAAGAGUUAACUAAGGAAACCUCUACGGAAUAUGAUAACGAAACUAAGAGCCUUUCAGCCAAUACUUCUUCUUUGAGUCCACUAUCCUGGACUUCAGGUAUACUUACAGAUGAAUCUAUAAAUAAAGCAGAAGAGACAAAGCCCCAGACUUCAAUUCUUUUACCAGAAGAUACCUCAAAACAAGAAGAUACACAUAAGUAUGUUCUUCAUCUUCUAAAUGAGGAAAUACUGAAGCUUCCACAGAAUGAACAUACAAAGCAAUCACCUGACUUUGAGACAACAGAAACUAACCAUUGUUCACUGAAUGGUUCUAAUCUCAAAAGCCAAGAACAAUCUACACAGCAUGAAACAUCUGACGAUUCUCUCUCAGAUGUGCCUAAAACUCCAGAGGACCUGGACAGCUCUGAUGAAGCUGAGCCUUCAGAUGAAAUGCUACCCAGUUCGUCAAAAGUAUCUGUAAUACCCCAUGAUCUCUUUUAUUAUCCACAUUAUAAUGUUCCCAUAUCAGCAGUUUUGGAUGCUUACCUUGAGCCUUGUAUUAAAGGUUAUAAUACUGGAAAUGGCACAGCUUCUUCUGAAACAGUAACGGAUGUUUUACAUGAGAAGGGCAUACCAGAACAGAACUACAAGGAUGAUGCUCCAGAGCCAGACUUAGGGAAUAAUCUAGAUGGUAUCCCUCCAUCAGAAAUGGAUACUGAGAAUGUCAAGGAGGAAGCUACAGACAUUAACAGUCACAUGAAUUCUUCCAAUGAAAAUGAAGUGCCAUUAAUAGUAGUAGAAGAGUUAGAAAUUGAAAAUGAUGGCAAAAAGGCCACCAACCAUCAAGACUCCACUAUUCCAGAACAUCCUGAGGCCAUAGUAGAACAUCUAGAGGAUUUAUCAAUAGCCAUAGAGAGACCAGAAAAAAAUAGCACUAGGGAGGAAGAGGAGAAAAAUAUGGUCGAAGCAGAAGAUUUGCAGAUCUCAGAAGUUGCCACUACUGCUCUGUCGCAAGAUAAACUGGAAGAAAUUGCUGAUUGUCAGGAAUCAUCCAGAACCAGUGAUAUUGACUCCAACAUUCAUCUCCGGAGAAGAUUUCCUAAUACUUCUGAGGAGGAAACCUGUGGUGAAAACAAGAAGAUGACAGACGUGAAUGAAAGUCCAUUAAAUGUCAGGAAGCAAAAGGACUCAGAAGCAAGUGAGACUCCAACACCAACUCAUGAGAUUAGGAUUGCCGAGCAGCCAGAGCUACUCCACUUCAUCAUUUUCUUCUGGGUGCUGGUCUACUGCCUUUUACUCCUUCCACAGCUUCUUAGCAACAAAGUUUGAUCUCUGUGAGGGAUGGAAAAAUAAAGGACGGUGGCUGGAUUGCUUUGUGUAUCUGCAUAUGAAUAUGUUCCUUCAGGUGAAGCACAAACAGAAAUGUAGGACCUGGUAUUUGUGUUUAUUAUCAGGUUGUCCUCGAUUCCUCUGCUGUUGUGCUAUGACAGUGUCUAAGCACAUUUUAUAUUAUGAUAAUUGUGUAAAUAUAUAUAAAAAUAACCUGAUUUAGUAGACGCCAUUUUGUACAUUUGUGCCUUGCUUUAUAAGAUGCUAAAUAAAACCAGAUAAUUAUCAGUAGAAAUAUGAACAAUUCAGAGCUCUAGUCUUCAAAAAUUAUUCUUCUGGCUUCAUUUACUUAUGUAGGGCCUGACAGCUGUGGAAGGGGGGUGGUGUCUAGUUGCCCAUGAACCCAGCCCACCUGCAAGGGCAAGGCUAGAAAUGCUUUUUCUGGUUUCCCAUGGAAUUCUUAGAGAGAGCUGGAGGCGGAGCAGAGCUGCAGGUGGUGGAACAUGCUGACCCCAGGACCUGAUUACAAUUCUAAUGUCGAUCUGGUAGACCAACAAAAUCAGGCUGAGGGUUUAUUUAGGCAGGAGAGUUUAGGUUUUCUAGGAUUUAAAUUAUUUUUUAACCUGCACCUUUUGUUAUGUUUAAUUUGCAGGAAUAAUUUGGGUGUGGAGAAGUGUGAAGAACAUGUAGGCUAGUUGUUUUUUUGUUCAACACAUUGUGGUUUGGGUUUUUUUUAGUACCUCACUGCUUCUGAGGCUGCUCCCUUUUCUCUGCUGCUUCCAUUUACCAGAUCAUGUGAAGAUUUCUCUCUUUUUGAAGAUACAAAAAAACAAUAGAUAACCUAAUUUGCCGAAGCUACCAUUAGGGCACAAGUGUAUGGUAAAAGGAUUAGAAAUAUCCUUUAAGUGCCCAAAUCAAUAAAGAAAUGACAGAUGUAAAACUAAAUACAGAGAAAUGUUGACAGGUCGUGCAACUGAAGAGACUUCUGUGGCUUGUCCAUAGACACAGUUGAGCCACUUCUGCAUCUUGUAAUUUUUUUCCACAUCAGUAAACACAUCAGGAUAUUUGAUUUAGGAUUUUUGACAGAGGGGGUGUGCCUGUGCAUUACAGGACAAAAGAGAAGUCUUCAAAUUCAAUUUAAUAGCAGUAUCUUUACUCUGUGUGACUUUUAGUGAAGUCACUAUUUUUCAUCGGCAUAUUUUUAGUUUCAUAUUAUGCUUUAUGAGACUACAUUGUGCUGCUGCUUCCACUUGAAAAUUCUGAAGGUUGACUGCAUUGUGCUUCAUAAAAUGAGGGCUUUCAUGAUUUACACUGGGUGAAAGUUACAACACGUGACUACAAGUUUUACAUAUUUUGUUUUUCAUAAGGUGUAUCUCUAACCUGGCAUAGUUUUCAGCUGAACUAAUAGUACCUGGGGUCAGGACACUUCAGAAAAUAUAGCAAUUUAUUUGCAGGUAUUUAAAACCUGUUUGUAGUGAUGUCAUCUGCUGGGGUAAUCCUAACUGUCCAUCACACUUCAUUUUUCUUUAUAGGCUUCUUGUUUCCCUGAGAUUUUUCUUAGGAGCUGCAGUUAGAAUUCAAUAGCAGCAGUGCAUGGUAGGAGAUCUUAAACAUUGAAAGUAGAAUUCUGAACCUCUUUCAGCCAACAGAAUGCUGAAAUCUUUUCUAUUCUGUCCUGUCACCGUUGACUAGAGCUGGAUUCACACUAUGAACCAAAAAAUAAGAUCCUUUCUACUUGAUGAGGAACAGAUCAGAACUUCCCAACUUAAUUCAGUGUAAAUCAACAUAAGUAAACAAAACAGUCUUUCAACUUGCUAAUGAAAAUGUUCAGCAUUUUGAAUUGCCUGGUUUUGUGAUGCGUGAACCUGUUUGUGAUUGUUGAUGAAGACAGUGAUCCUUUCUUCUAAGAGAAAACCUAUGUUAGAAUUUUUGAAGAUGCUCUCUUGAAGUAGGCUAAAAUAUAACAUGGAAGGGCUUCAUUUUUUUUUUUUUUUCUGAAAGAAUGAAACUUAAUACAAGAAACUUUGUGUCUUCAUCCUGAAAACCAGUGAAUACCAGGCUGGGGCAUGUCAGCUACUAAAUGGCAGCAAGUAGCAAUGCACAUUAGUUUGGAGGAAAAGUGCGGACAGCUCUUCAUUACGUGCUACUCUUCAUAGGCUCCUUUGGCUUAUGACAACUUUUUUUUUGAGCCUUUGUACUUUAUUCUCUGGUUCUUCCAAAUUUUCUUAGUCUUCAGCAGAGACUAUCUGGAGUUGGAUUACAGUCCCUUGGUAGGACUUUACAGCUAUCAAAGUUCAGUCAAAUAAAAUAAGCUCCCUUUUUGUCUUCUCUCCUUCCUCACAAGAAAAUGAAUGAGGAGGCCUUUGGAUGUUUCAUCUCAACAACUGAUACCCAUAAAGAAUGGAAAAGUGAAUGGGAAUGCACUGAUGCUGGCAACUUCAUUAUACAGUAUUUUCUUCCAAGAGGGUUUUCCUUCUUGCCUCCCACUGAUGAACAGUGACUGAAACAGUGAAAUGAGUAGUUUAAAUGUCAAACAGCAUCCAGCAAUUGUCUUGAUCAUCUCACCCAGUGUUGAAACUGAUAUAUGCUUUUCAGCCUCUCCCAUUAAAAGAUGGAGAUUGUUUCUUCCAUGCAAAAUAGAUGAAAAAAAAAUUAUACUAAAUUGGUCCAGGAUACUUGGUAUUAAGUUGCCCUCCAUAUCUGGGUUGGUUUAGGUGUGGUUUUGCUGUAACAGAAAUAGCCUGGGUCUACCUUCAUCAGCCAUACCAUGGGUCAGAAGAUCCAGGGUUAAAAGUAAUUGUUCUGGUAUGUUCAACUGUGCCUGAAAAGAGCCUGAACUCUUCAGGAGUUUUGCCAUUACUUGGAACCACAAAAGGUGACACCUGCCUAAGCAGCAGCUCCCCCCCAUUUAAAUUGACUUGUAAGCCUGCAUCUCUUCUUCCACAGCACAAGAUCCAGUCCCUCAAUGCGAGUGCUGCAUUCUGAAAAAACUGCUUGUUGUUUGACUUCGUGUCCUAUUCUGAACUCACAGUAUGAAAUCCUGACUGUGAAGCAUUCACUAUGGCAAAGCCCCUUUUAACUUGCUGGGUAGAGGACUGGCUUGAGGUAGCAGAAGUUUUAAAGGCCGGUGGGCAAUCUAUCAUCUAUCCAUUUUCCAACAGAUACGUGCACUGUCUGAAGAAGGAAGUUUUUCCUGAAUUUUUGCUUGGGUUUGCGAAAAUGCUAAGCUUGAACUGACCGCAUUUGGUAUUUUGAUUUAGCAGCAGAAUUCAGAUACACCGAUCUAUUAAGACCGUUUCUAAACCCUGAUGUUCUUGAGCAAAUGUGUGGGUAGCAGCAUAUUGUGAAGUGUAAGUGUCAGGAGGUGCUUGAGGAUCAAUGGAGAAAGGGUGUUUGGUGUUCACAAAAGCACCAUUAAAGACCAAGAGACAACUUUAAUAGGAUGGUUCAAUGUUAUCGUAGUCACGUAACUGAACAGCAAAGUGUUUCGUUGUGAUUUUAUAGAAAGUGCAAGGAAAGAUAUGCUAUUAAAGACAGAACCCUGCUAAACAGUUAUGGGGCAGACGUCUUACAGCUGAAGAAAUGAGAUAAACAGUCGCAUAAUCUACAAACUGAAUUGAAUAUAGCCUUUGCCAAAGUGUAGGAAAUGAUCAGUGCAAAGAUAGGGCAAGCACAGAUUACAGUAAAAAAAUGACAAUCACUUUUCAAUGCCAUGAAUAUUUUUGAUGGAUUGAGCUCUAAAAUGUAUUUUUAUUGAGUUUCUAGAUUGUAAUGAAUGUGUCUACAGAAUUUUAUGCAAAGCUUGAGAGUUCAGCUGUUUUAAAAUGAUUUUUUUAUAUAGCAGUGAUUAUUUUAUCUAUAUAUUUAAUAGAACUGUAAAACCAUUUUAAGAGUACCUGUAAAAUUCUAUGUAUGUGAUAUGAUUAUUUAUUAAUUAUGACUCAUGAGAAUGAACAUUAAGCUAUGCAUCAGUUGUGUCAUCCAUUUGAAAACUGGAAACUGCAAACAGGAGGAGAGUUUUUAAUGAACAGUAGACUUGAAAAACAUGGAAAAAGAUUUAAUACAAUUGUGUGAUUCUUAAAGCUGCAUAGCGGUAUGUCAUUUUGUGAUGUUAAACCUUCAGCUAAAGCUGCAAAAUAUACAGAGUGAUUAAGCUACUUUCUUCCAUUAAAACUUCCUGAGGCUGAAAUUUCUACAUGUUGAUAUUUGGUAUCUAAACACACUUAAAUCCUCUACAUCUUCUGGAGACUCUCAGUUGACUCCAGCUCAGUUAAGACAGUAACUUCUUUAUCCAUGUAAUGCUCCACUGAGUUUAUGGGGGUACCAUGAUACCCAGGGGUUCUUUUUGUUUUUCUGCACCGAUCCCCAUAGAAUCAGAGCUUUACAAGAUUAAUUUGGCCAUCUAACAAGGUAAUAGUUCUAGUAGUGCAUUAUCACUUAUGCUAGCUUUAACUACUUGGGAGUCCCCUCUUGCCAAGCGCAAACUUGAAUGCAUCCAAGUGAUGUGUUCAGUUCCUUGACUUCUGUGGAAGUCAGUGCAACACACCUGUGUGCUAAGCACACACUGUGGGAUGUGCUCUGAGGGGACUCAAAUCAACAUUAAUCACAUAGGCCAGAAAGUAGCUGAAGCCCACACAUGGCCCUUAGGCUGGAUCCCCUCAAAUCCAACGUACACAAGCAAUCCCACUGACUUGGGUUAACCCCUCUGUACGUAUAGUAUUUGUUUGCCUAAAUUCUGCAGGAUCAAUCCCCUCUUCCUUCUGGGAAGUUAACAUGCACGUCCAUUUUUGAUUAAGAGAACAGCAGUGGGGGAAGGAAUGGCUGGAAGACAAGGGUGAGCUUGCAGGCUGGAAUGCAGCCAUGAAAGUUCUCAAACAGCUACAGGUUGCCUGCUGCUUUCCAUUGAGCUAAUAGGUACUGCAUCUGAAUGGAGUUAAAACACCCUUAAGUUUUUUUAUUUCCACAUUGUGCAGUGUUUUGUCAGGUAAAUGACAUCAAGUUCUUCCCCUCAACAUACCACUGAUAACACUAAUUUACAGCUGCCCAACUUAUGACUGUUCACAUUCCAGGUUUGUAUCUAAAGAGGACUUCCAGUAUGGCUUGUUCCCACCCAGACCACCCCAAGAUGGUGAAGCUAUUUGUGCAGGAGGUAUAUACACGUUAAAUGAUAUGGAAAAAGUAGUUUUCUGAACAGGGUGGCUUGCUUACUCUGUCCAUCGCUUGAUACAACUCUAGAGCUCACAAAGGGUGAAAAAUUAACAUUUUUAUUCUCAAGUCCAUUUCAAGGUUAUCUUAACUGAAAAUGUGGAACUUGGAAGUAUUUCUUUCCUCCUCUGAAUGUGAGACAUGGAAAGCCUCCUUCCACCACAGUGGCACUUUUGAUGACUCCCUUCCAGGCAGCUGCUACUGUUGGUAUUGGAAAACAAGGCCUGUGUUCUUUUCUUACCAUGAGGGGAAUGUCUAAGUUUACGUCUCUGGAACAUAAAAUUGGCCCCUGUGUGAUUAUUGUACUUCUUUCUUCAUGAAAAGGUUAGAAGGGGCAAUAAAAAUAAUUAAUUUACCUCGGUGAGAAAUACUAAAACCUACCAUUCCAAGAAAGGCUAGAUCAAGGCUUUCACGCUGUGUUCAUGUGUUCAGGUCAGGUAAUAUUUUAUUCCGAAAGUAGUUUCAUGACUUUCACUGGGCCUUCCUGAAAUCUCUUUGACUGACAGAAUAGAUUUGCUUCUGAACCACAGCCAUUAUUAGACUGUAACAGAAAAUCACCAAUGUCAAAUUAUAUGCUGCUAAUUUUUGGAGAGAAAUAAUGCAGUCAUUUUUUAAUGCCAAAUAACUUACACAAGUCAUAUACGUCUAUUUUUAUUGUAGUAAUAAAAACUGAACUUCUGCUUUUGUCUUGAACAAAACAACAUAUUUUAGAAGGCACCCACUUUGUGCUAUUGUAUUCUUCUGUGUAAAAAGCUGAAGAAACUGUUUUAGCCGCCUUAAAGUUCUCCAGUUUAAAAUGUAAUCUGUAAAGUGAUAAUUUGCAGAAGAGUUAAUGAGGGACUUUUAAGCUGAAGAAAUAAUUUGUAAGUAAGGAAUGUAAUAUUUAAAGUACAUGUUUCUCUUUGGCAAGUAAUGAGGAAUAUUGCUUAUUUAAAUGAGAACAAAUGCUGGGAGGAUUUGAGUGGAAUCAAAAGAUAUACUGAAGGAGAUGCAUUUUUGUGUACUUUCAAAUAAUUUCUUCUGAAUGCUUUCAAUCAGUGGUUUGUAUUGAAUGUUUGCACUUAUUCAAAGCUAAUUUUUGUGAGAAAGAAAUAUAUUCUUGUGUAUAGCUGGUACACUAGAAAAGAAAAUGUUUUUAGAAACUGUUAUGCUGUACCAAGAUAUUAGUAUUUACUAGCGAAUAGUUCCACUUUCUUUUAUAAAAUCUCCAAUUUUGAAAUAAAUGGACAGGCUUCCUGUAUAUAAUCUGUUAA
This is a messenger RNA of Calidris pugnax (ruff), 10633 nucleotides long. RefSeq names its product calmin (calponin-like, transmembrane) (gene CLMN). Bases 18 to 4175 code for a protein of 1385 amino acids. Gene Ontology annotation, cellular component: nuclear outer membrane; cytoplasm; meiotic nuclear membrane microtubule tethering complex. The record is from RefSeq and is a predicted model, not a curated record. NCBI's taxonomy places the organism in Eukaryota, Metazoa, Chordata, Aves, Charadriiformes, Scolopacidae. The transcript is spliced from 17 exons. Gene Ontology annotation, molecular function: actin filament binding. Gene Ontology annotation, biological process: nuclear migration.